This is a messenger RNA of Podospora anserina S mat+, 318 nucleotides long. RefSeq lists its product as uncharacterized. Bases 1 to 318 code for a protein of 105 amino acids. The record is from RefSeq and is a predicted model, not a curated record. NCBI's taxonomy places the organism in Eukaryota, Fungi, Ascomycota, Sordariomycetes, Sordariales, Podosporaceae. The transcript has 2 exons.
AUGGGCAUUGCUUUGACCAGUGACACACCACUGUGCGCUUUCACUUCCUUCUUUUCUCCGGACCCCCUCUUCCGGAUCGGCAUCGUCCCACACCGCCACCAGAAUCCAGUCAGAAUCCAAAGAGGAAUGCCACAUGUGAGCAUCGGAAUGCCAAACCAGGUGUUCCCAAGAACAGAGAUCCAGCAGUGGUCACAUCGGCUGUGGUCCCGCAUGUGCCGAAGCUGCAAUGGUCCCAUAUUCCAAAGCGCUCACUGUGACGGUUCCCUACUAGCUGAGGUGAGAUGUCUGAUUACACUCAUGUGCCACCACCAAAUAUAG